This is a messenger RNA of Schistocerca cancellata (South American locust), 719 nucleotides long. It is a transcript of the gene mRpL35, whose product is annotated as 39S ribosomal protein L35, mitochondrial. The record is from RefSeq and is a predicted model, not a curated record. The coding region runs from base 134 to 670 and encodes 178 amino acids. NCBI's taxonomy places the organism in Eukaryota, Metazoa, Arthropoda, Insecta, Orthoptera, Acrididae. The transcript has 4 exons. Gene Ontology annotation, cellular component: ribosome; mitochondrion. Gene Ontology annotation, biological process: translation. Gene Ontology annotation, molecular function: structural constituent of ribosome.
UAUGAUAACAUGCUGCAGCAAGUGUAGUUGGGAGUAUCUUUACCUUCAUGUAGUUUGAGAACUUUGAAACUUUAAGAAUGGCAAUGUAGUUGAUAUGAGGCUGUCAUAAGUAAACAAAAACAAUAUUACGAAUAUGUUACGUACUGCAUUAACUGGUAUUCGGCGCCUUGCUGAGUGCAGUACAGUCGUUCAUGGAUCUUAUAUCGCUACAGUUAUUGCUAGGAGACCACUUACGGUACCAGUACAAUGCUCAGGCAGUUUGGUUAAGUCAUGUGAGAACGCCUUCAGCCCUGCUGUUUCGCGGUUGGCUAUUUGCGCAAGACAGGGCACCUUUCUUCAACAGCCGCUGACAAGGACAGUAACGAAGUUUUCCCUUAAAAAGGGAAAAAGGAAAUCUGUUAAAGCAGUUUUGAAGCGUUUCUUCAGAUUGCAUUGGGGCAUCUGGAUCCGAACAAAAGCUGGACGACAUAAGCGAAUGUGGACAAAAUCAUCAAACAGGCGACGGCGACUUAGGCAACAUGUCUUCUGUAAUGCCACGCAGAGCACCCUGUUAGAUAAGAUGGUAACAAAAUACUGGAAGCGGCCUAAGUACUAUGUUGAUGAUCCUUAUGCACCGUACCACACAAGGGAAGAAUUUUUGUACACAAGAAGAAAGCCUAAAGUGUAUUAAAUUAUCUCUAAUGAUUAGUCUAAAUAAAAUAUGUAUUUUGAAGACAAAA